AUGUUGUCUGCCGUCAGACUUCAAGCUCUCAAGCAGGGCUCCAUCAGAUCUACUGCUAGAGGUCUCGCCACUGCGUCUACUUCCCAAAUCACCCGCGACUCCAAGGUCCACCAGAACAUCCACGAGUCUGUUAACUUCCUCAACUACAAGAAGAACCUCGAGAAUGUUGAGAUUGUCAAGGCUAGACUUGGCCGCCCCCUGACCUACGGUGAGAAGAUUCUCUACGGUCAUCUCGACAAGCCCCACGAGCAGGAGAUUGAGCGUGGUGUUUCUUACCUUAAGCUCAGACCCGACCGUGCUGCCUGCCAGGACGCUACUGCCCAGAUGGCCAUUCUUCAGUUCAUGUCUGCCGGUCUCCCUGAGGUCCAGACCCCUGUUACUGUCCACGCUGAUCACUUGAUUCAGGCUCAGGUUGGUGGCCCCAAGGAUUUGGCUCGUGCUAAGGAGCUCAACAAGGAGGUUUACGACUUUUUGGCUACUGCCACCGCCAAGUACAACAUUGGCUUCUGGGGCCCUGGCUCUGGUAUUAUCCACCAAAUUAUCCUUGAGAACUACGCUUUCCCCGGUGCUCUUCUCAUUGGUUCCGACUCUCACACUCCUAACGCCGGUGGUCUCGGUCAGCUCGCCAUUGGUGUCGGUGGUGCCGAUGUCGUUGACGUUAUGGCUGGUCUUCCCUGGGAACUUAAGGCCCCCAAGUACAUUGGUGUCAAGCUUACUGGUAAGCUUUCUGGCUGGACCUCCCCCAAGGAUGUUAUCCUUAAGCUCGCUGGUAUCCUCACUGUCAAGGGUGGUACCGGUUUCAUCGUCGAGUACUUUGGCGAGGGUGUCGAGGCUCUUUCUUGCACUGGUAUGGGUACCAUUUGCAAUAUGGGUGCCGAGAUUGGUGCUACUACCUCUGUUUUCCCCUUCAACCCCCGUAUGUCUGAGUACCUGAAUGCCACUUCUCGUCCUGAGAUUGCUGCUCUUGCUGAGCUUUACCAGAAGGACCUUCUCAAGGCUGAUGAGGGUGCUGAGUACGACCAGGUUGUUGAGAUUGACCUCAACACUCUUGAGCCCUACGUUAACGGUCCCUUCACUCCCGAUUUGGCUACCCCUAUCUCCAAGCUUAAGGAGGUUGCCGUCGAGAAGGACUGGCCCCUUGAGGUUAAGGUUGGUUUGAUUGGUUCUUGCACCAACUCUUCUUACGAGGAUAUGUCCAGAUCUGCUUCUAUUAUCCGUGACGCUAUGUCCCACGGUCUUAAGGCUAAGUCUAUCUACACUGUCACUCCUGGUUCCGAACAGAUUCGUGCCACCAUUGAGCGUGAUGGUCAGCUCCAGACCUUCCUUGACUUUGGCGGUCUCGUCCUUGCCAAUGCCUGCGGUCCCUGCAUUGGUCAGUGGGAUCGUCGUGACAUUAAGAAGGGUGACAAGAACACUAUUGUCUCUUCUUACAACCGUAACUUCACUGCCAGAAACGACGGUAACCCCGCCACCCACGCCUUUGUCACAUCUCCCGAUCUUGUCACAGCCUUUGCUGUUGCCGGUGACUUGAGAUUCAACCCCAUCACUGACUACCUCAAGGAUUCUGAGGGUAAGGAAUUCAAGCUCGCUGAGCCCUCUGGAGAUGGUCUCCCCGUCCGUGGUUACGACCCCGGUAUGGACACUUACUCUGCUCCUCCCGCUGACCGCUCUUCUGUUGAGGUUGUUGUCUCCCCCACUUCUGACCGUCUUCAGCUUCUCAAGCCCUUCAAGGCUUGGGACGGCAAGGACGGUAUCGACAUGCCCAUCCUUAUCAAGUCUCUUGGUAAGACCACUACUGACCACAUUUCCAUGGCUGGUCCUUGGCUCAAGUACCGUGGCCAUCUCCAGAACAUUUCCAACAACUACAUGAUUGGUGCCAUCAAUGCCCAGAAUGGUGAGGCCAACAAUGUCCAGAACCAGUUCACUGGUGAAUGGAACGGUGUUCCCGAGACUGCCAUUGCCUACAGAGAUGCUGGCAUUAGAUGGGUUGUCGUUGGUGGCGAGAACUUUGGUGAAGGUUCUUCCCGUGAACACGCUGCCUUGGAGCCCCGUUUCCUUGGUGGCUUUGCCAUUAUUACCAGAUCUUUUGCUCGUAUCCACGAGACCAACUUGAAGAAGCAGGGUCUCCUUCCCCUUAACUUCAAGCACCCUGAAGACUAUGACAAGAUCAAUGUUGACGACAAGAUCUCUCUUGUUGACCUCAGCACUCUUGCUCCUGGCAAGACUGUCAAGAUGGUUGUCACUCCUAAGGAGGGUGCCGCUUGGGAGACUGAGCUUACACACACUUUCAAUGCUGAGCAGCUUGAGUGGUUCAAGUACGGUUCUGCCCUGAACAAGAUGGCUGCUGCCAUCCAGGCCAAGAAAUAA
Molecule: messenger RNA, 2367 nt
Organism: Magnusiomyces paraingens
Lineage: Eukaryota; Fungi; Ascomycota; Dipodascomycetes; Dipodascales; Dipodascaceae
Exons: 2
Coding region: 1-2367 (788 amino acids)
Biological process (GO): tricarboxylic acid cycle
Cellular component (GO): mitochondrion; cytosol
Molecular function (GO): aconitate hydratase activity; 4 iron, 4 sulfur cluster binding
Source: RefSeq, a predicted model, not a curated record